AUGAUCAUAAAGUCAUUGAUUGUCGCCGGAUACGAAUCCGAGGCUCCAGGGACUAUUCUUGCCUACAGGGCACCCCCAGGUGGAAUAGCUGCUUUUUCAGCCGCUACUGUCAAUCUAGACGCCGCCUGGCAGGUCUUGUACCGGACAACUGACAGUUUCGGAAACGCUUCCGCGACCGUUACAACGAUUUUGAUACCGCACAACGCGGAUUACACAAAAUUAUUGUCCUAUCAAGUCGCUGAGGAUGCUGCAGAUCCUAACUGUGCGCCAUCUUACGCCUUCCAAAAAUCCGCAGCGACCGAUGGUGCUUUGGGAUUAAUACUGCCCCAGGCGGAACUACUUUUGAUCGAGACUGCGCUCGCACGGGGAUGGGUAGUGACAGUGCCAGACCACCUGGGACCAAAGUCUACCUUCCUGGCCAACAAUCUAUCUGGCCAUGCAGUACUGGAUAACGUGCGCGCCGCAUUGGCUUCUUCAAAAUUCACGAAAAUCUCGACAGAUCCCACCAUCACACUAUGGGGAUACUCAGGAGGGAGUCUAGCUAGCGGAUUCGCUGCGGAAUUGCACGCUUCGUAUGCGCCAGAGCUUAAAAUAGCUGGAGCUGCCCUGGGAGGAACUGUUCCUUUGAUCUUGCCCGUCAUUAAUCAAACAAACAAGGGAGCAUUUACAGGUUUGAUUCCUGCAGGAAUCAUGGGUCUGUCCAACGAGUACCCUUCAAUUGCGCAACUGCUUCAGGAAUACCUGCUCCCAGCCAAGAAAGCCGAAUUUAACAAAGCCGCUAGCAAAUGCCUCACUGGAGAUAUAAUCGAGUACCUUGGACAAGAUGUGUAUUCAUAUGUGUCAGAUCCGGGUAUUUUCGAAACCCCAGCUGCCCUCCAAGUCCUCAACGCAAAUAAUAUGGGACAGCACGCCCCAACAAUUCCACUGCUAGUGUAUAAAUCUAUCAAUGACGAAAUCAGCAACGUGACUUACACAGAUGACCUGGUGUCAUAUUACUGCAAUGCCGGCACCUCUGUUGAAUAUAAGAAAGAUUACCUUUCUGAACACGGCACCAUGGCCGUACUUGGUGCUCCAGAUGCAAUCAUGUGGCUCGAGGAUCGGAUGCGAGGAGUACCUGUUGACAGCAAAUGCACGACUUCAUCCACGUUUACUAGUCUGUUGGAUCCGAACACUCUCGUGCUCUUGGGUGAGGUGCUUGUCAAUUCUCUCCUUGACUUGCUAGGAGCGCCGGUGGGUCCUAUUAUGAUCGGAUAA
Messenger RNA from Talaromyces proteolyticus, 1254 nucleotides. Its product is annotated as secretory lipase-domain-containing protein. The record is from RefSeq and is a predicted model, not a curated record. The transcript has 2 exons. Gene Ontology annotation, molecular function: triacylglycerol lipase activity. Gene Ontology annotation, biological process: lipid catabolic process. NCBI's taxonomy places the organism in Eukaryota, Fungi, Ascomycota, Eurotiomycetes, Eurotiales, Trichocomaceae. Bases 1 to 1254 code for a protein of 417 amino acids.